Messenger RNA from Ceratina calcarata, 2850 nucleotides. RefSeq names its product dynein intermediate chain 3, ciliary-like. Gene Ontology annotation, biological process: outer dynein arm assembly; cilium movement. Gene Ontology annotation, molecular function: dynein light chain binding; dynein heavy chain binding. The record is from RefSeq and is a predicted model, not a curated record. The coding region runs from base 1 to 2850 and encodes 949 amino acids. The transcript has 10 exons. Lineage: Eukaryota; Metazoa; Arthropoda; Insecta; Hymenoptera; Apidae. Gene Ontology annotation, cellular component: outer dynein arm.
AUGUUGACCCAGUACGCGUACAUCAAACCGAGAUACCAGUUCGGAAAACAAUGCAUCUUCUCCGAUGCCUUCGUGGCUAUUGAGGACAUUUAUCCGAACCCGGAGUUCCCGCAAGAUUAUGUUCUCAAAGCGCAUUGUCAUCGCGGGACCUCGAUGCAAAAGCAAUAUGCUCUCCACGAGGUUCAGACAGAAAGGAAGAUUACCACGAGCACCGGAAUAAUGCACUCUGAGGGUGGCUGGCCAAGAGAGAUUAAUCCGAAGGAUGCUGAACUUGUUCAAAGAUUUCGCAGACGCAUGGAGAAAGAUGAUAACUGGCCUAUAAUCAUGAGAGGCCUGCUCCCAACAGUGGAGCGUUACGUGCUUCAAAAUAAUGCAGUCAACAUCUACCAAAAUUUCUUCGAUGACCUAAUUCCGACACACAUGGGAAAACAUUAUAAUCUCAGGGUCACGAACUUGUACGAGGAUCCGGAGACGAAGAUCAGGCCCGUGAGGCAUUUGUCGUGGUCGCCGAAUCAGGCGCAACGACUGGCCGUUGCAUACGGUUUCAUGGAAUUUGAAGAGCAUCCGAACGACGUGAGCCCGUACUCCUACGUAUGGGACAUCGGGAAUCCCAACAAAGCUCUCCUAAAGUUGAAAUCGAGCUCACCCUUAAUGACAAUCGAAUAUAAUACCCGUGAUCCUGUAUUGUUGGUCAGCGGUCUCACAUCAGGUCAAGUAUGUUGCUGGGACAUUCGAGCGAGCGACGAACCCGUGCACAUAUCUCACCCCUACGUCAGUCACAAACACCCAGCGAUUCAAACCCUGUGGAUCCCGUCGAAAUCCAAUACCGAUUUCUUCUCGUCAUCCACGGAUGGUACGGUUUUAUGGUGGGACGUCAGAUUUAUGAAAAAGCCGACGGAGACGUUGGUGAUGGACCUGGAGCACCCGGAGAGGGCGGACGCUUUCCGUGGUGCUGGAGUCACGGCGCUUCAAUACGAGCCGACUAUGAGCAGCAAGUUCCUCGCCGGGACCGAGAACGGUCUGGUCGUGAACGUCAAUAGAAGAACUCUGAAUCCGUUGGAAAAACUCGCCCUCAGAUUCCAUUGCUACACCGGGCCUGUGGUCGCCAUCGAUAGAAAUCCCCUUUAUACGAAGAACUUCUUAACUAUCGGCGACUGGUCCGCCAAGAUAUGGGCGGACGACACUAAGGAAGGAUGCUUCCUCACUACUAGCGAGAAGAAUAUCGAUCUAAGCGGUGGGUGUUGGAGUAAAUCCAGGUGCUCCGUGUUUUUUGUGAUAAACCGGGAUGGACUGUUGGAGGCGUACGACAUACUGGCUGGUAUGAAGAACCCGUUGACUACCAUCCGCAUUUGCAGAGACAGCUUAACGGCGAUUAAGUCCCACGAGCACGGCGAAUUUCUCGCCGUUGGAAGUGAUAACGGCAACGUUUACUUGUUGGAGUGCUCCGACGACUUCUCCUCGUUCUCGAAAGACGAUAGAGCCGCUUUAAGUAACUACCUGGAGAGAUGUAGCCGAUACGAGAAGGCAAUCGACACACGACUGAAGGAGAUACGCCUGAUGCAAACCACCGACGUACAAGUGUCGUUCUCCCGCGCGGUAAAGUCCAAGAGGAAGGAGGCGAGGGACAAGAAGCAGGCGAGGGACAAGGAGUCGAAGGAUCUGAGGAGCAAAGAGAAGAGCUUGGAAAAGGAAAGGAGGGACAGCCGGAAGCGGUCCGGAAGAAUCCCGCGGCAGAAGGGAAAGGUUUCCGCCAAAAUGAGCUCUCCCGAACUCCUCGAAGCUGAGGCGUUUUAUUUCAAGAAGAUAGAGGAGGAAGCGACGAAGUACACGGAGAUCGACCCAGUUGAUUUGGAAGCGGCAGAAGCUAUCCUGAAGGAAAGAACAGCGACCAAGCCCGUGGAAGAAGAAUCGGAACACGAAAAGGACGAUGCGAAGAAACGAAAAUCGACGAAACGGAUCAGGACUCGAUACAGACCGCCGACGAAAGCCAUUCUUAAGAGUAGAGAAACGAUCGAAGAGAAAGCGAAGGACGACGACGAUGUAGAUUCCCGUAGGAGGAGGGAUUCCAGGGGCCGCGGGAAGAAAAUACUGAAGAAGACCUGCCCCCCCACCGUAGUCUGCAAGCCGGAAAUUUGUUGCUUGGAUUUAGAAGAGAAGCGAAGGACUCAGUUAAAGAAGAAGGCGAAAGAAAAUGAACGCGAGGCGAUGGCUGAGAUGAAGGCAGACGACGAAGAGAAAGAGCAAGAGACUCUCGCUCGAAGCAAAUCGUUCGUCGUCGAUAAUAAAUCGUUUAGACAAUUAUCUGAUUACAUCGCGCAGAUCCCACAGCCGCCACGCGCGGUUAGGCGCAGGAUUUUAGAGGCAAAGGAUGCACCACCGCGGAUUCUGCGAAAGGAGCUCAGUCUGGCGAAGAAGGAAAUGCGCGCCUGGCAGGAGAGUGCGACCGCGAGAACUCUUACUACGUGGGCGAACGAGGAAAAGUUGGAAGCUCGCAUCCCGAAGAAGAUAGAGAUCGUGGUGGAUGCGGAACACGAUUCGGAAAAGAGUACAGCUUUGCUGGACGACGUCCAGAGAGACGCGAAGAAGCUUGACGCACGGCCGGUCUUUGCAAAGAAGAGGGCACGCAUACGUAAGGCGAAGAAACCGGUGCUUACCGAAGAAGAUAUCGAGAGAAUCAAAGAGGAGAAACAGAAAAAAUUAUGGAGGAAGUUGAAGCAGAAGGUGAAACGAUUCGACGAGCAGCAUAAAGAGCAGAAAGUGUCCUAUCCGCGGAUAUCGGCUGCCUUCGUGCGGACCUCGUCGGACGAGUUAGUGACGGAUAACAGUAAAAACGAGGUGUCGGCAGAUUAA